UAUGAUAUCGAAUGAUACUUUGACUCCAAUGUAAUAAACAGCUUAAUUUUAUAUACCUCCUGGAUUUAGUUUUCAUAAAAGAAGUCUAAAGAGACUCAACCCUCAAAAUGACAAGGAUCAAAUACAAACAAUUAAUAAUAUCAACCCAACACUAAAUAUAAAGUCAAAUAGUUAACCAAAUUUAUUAAAUCUAACAAGAGAUAAAAAUUUCUCAUUUCAUUUCGAUUCAUAAUAACAACCAGUGUAAUAAAACUCAAUUAAAAAACAACUUUGUCUACUGGGGAUAUAGUAGAGAUUACUAUUCCCAAGAAUCACUUUUAAAAAAUAGAAUUCUCUCGACAUUGAUGCAAUUAAUACUGUUUCCUCUCCUGAGAAAAGUAAAAAAAUGUUAAGAGCUUUAUUAAUGCCUUAAAAAAAAAUGUAAAAUAUUGUAUAUUAAAACAAUCAUCGUUCAACAAAGUCAUAAGGUAGAAGUUUUUUAUAAAGUCGACCAUAAUUAAAUUUAUUGAAUAGAAUUUUCUCCUCUAAAUCUUAACAUGAACUAUGA
Paramecium pentaurelia is the source of this 547-nucleotide messenger RNA. The record is from the annotation of a GenBank genome assembly. NCBI's taxonomy places the organism in Eukaryota, Ciliophora, Oligohymenophorea, Peniculida, Parameciidae.